This is a messenger RNA of Saccoglossus kowalevskii, 2672 nucleotides long. RefSeq names its product serine/threonine-protein kinase TBK1-like. The record is from RefSeq and is a predicted model, not a curated record. Gene Ontology annotation, molecular function: protein serine/threonine kinase activity; ATP binding. Gene Ontology annotation, cellular component: cytoplasm. Lineage: Eukaryota; Metazoa; Hemichordata; Enteropneusta; Harrimaniidae. Gene Ontology annotation, biological process: peptidyl-serine phosphorylation.
AAAACUGGUGAUAUGGUAGCAGUAAAGACAUUUAAUCAUGUGAGCUUCAUGCGACCCUAUGAAGUGCAGAUGAGAGAAUUUGAAGUGCUCUUGAAACUGAAUCAUGAAAAUAUAGUCAAGAUGUUUGACAUUGAAGAGGAGCAAUCAAGUAGACAGAAGGUUAUUGUAAUGGAGCUGUGUGAAGGAAGCUUAUAUACAAUGCUUGAUGAACCUCAAAAUGCAUAUGGUUUAACAGAGAUGGAGUUUAAAUCUGUUCUCAAAGAUGUUGCUGCUGGAAUGAAUCAUCUUAGAGAAAAAAAUGUUGUCCAUCGUGAUCUCAAACCAGGAAAUAUCAUGAAAGUAAAAAGGGAAGAUGGCAGAAGUACUUACAAACUGGCUGACUUUGGUGCUGCUCGUGAGCUGGGAGACAGUGAACAAUUUAUGUCACUUUAUGGCACUGAGGAAUACUUGCACCCUGAUUUAUAUGAAAGAGCUGUGUUACGGAAGCCCAUGGGAAAGAUCUUCAAUGCUACAGUUGAUUUGUGGAGUAUAGGUGUGACAUUGUUUCAUGUGGCAGCUGGUCAUCUUCCAUUUCGACCUUAUGGUGGCAGAAAAAACAGAGAAACGAUGUUUUUUAUUACUACUGAAAAGGCCUCUGGAGUAAUAUCUGGAAUCCAGAAAGAUGACGGUGGUGAAAUUAUAUGGAGUAGGGAGUUGCCAAAAACUACACAGUUGUCUCAAGGGCUAUCAAAUGUUGUUACUCCAUUGUUGGCUGGUCUCAUGGAAUGUGAUGAAUCCCUUACAUGGAGUUUUGACAAGUUUUUUUCAGAGACUCAAAAAAUAUUGUCUAUGGAAGUAAUUGACGUUUUAAAUGUCAGUACUGCUAGACUGCACAGAAUAUACGUUGAACCUGAUGCCACAUAUGCAGUGUUUCAGGACUUGAUUGCUGCCCAAACAGACAUUAGCAGUGGACACCAAGAACUAUUUUAUGACUAUGAAUGUUUCUGUCCUGAUGCUCUUGCCCAGUGUUUUACUUAUCCCAGAACUACUGAAGAAAAUGCUAUGAUUUUGUUCAGAAAAGAUGUUGUGGAAUUUCCAGCAGCCAUAGCACCCAUUAUUCCUAAAUUACCUAAAAUGUCAAACACCUACAAUCUGGAUAAUGAUGCGAUGCAAGCUAAGAUGUCAGCAGCUGUGAUGUAUUCCAUUCUGCGUGUACUGAUGCAAGUAAUUUGUAUCCAGAAUCUUAUCAAGAAAGCCAAGAAGAUAUUUCAAUUUACUCUGGUUCAAGAGCUAAAAGAAUUGAGGAUUUUUCAAAAAGAUUUUGAGAGUAAAUUUCAGAAUACCAACUCGGAAAUAGAAAAAAUGCGUGACCAAGUAACUGCCAAAGUGCCACACAUGGUUGUUGCAAUAAUUGGCAAAGAUGGAAAUGAAACAGGAAUGCAGUUGAAAGAAUUACAAGAUGAAGUUAUUAGUUUGCAACAUAAUGCUGCAGAAUUAUCACACAAGUGUAAUCAUGUAUGUCAGUCUCUGGAUGAUAUCUACCAAGACAUUGUCAAAAAGGAUGCUCUGGGAUCUAUAUGGAAUGAAAAAUGUGGUUGUGACCUAAAUGAAAAAUGUGAGGCAAAGCAAGAAGUGCUUGUGGAGAAAGUUGCAGGGACUGCUGUCCAAAGUAGAAAUGACAAGGCAUUAAAAAGACUGUCUUACAAUGAUGAACAAAUACACAAGUUUGAGAAGCAAAAAAUGUACACAUAUUGUGUGAAAGGGAACAGUCUUUAUCAGGACCACUGUGAACCCAACUUAAGACUUGUGCACAGACAAUUGUCAACAUGGUUCAAAACUGCUGUAACUUAUCGUAGAGAAAUGACCAAAAUUGAUGGUGAGAUGUCUCACCUGUAUGAUCAACAUCAGUUAUUUGCAGUGAAAGUAGUUGAAUUCAAAACAACUUUUAUGGAAAAAAUGAAAAUAAUCAAUGUAGCAAUAGAAAAUCUGCUAAAGUCAAGUUUGGAGAAAUCCUCAUAUAAUGAGGGUACGAACGCUGGUCAUCACACAACUUUGCCACCUAAACACAAAGUUCUUAUUCCAAAAGAUCUCAAAGAAGAGAUCAAAAUCUUCAAAAAAGAAAUGAAGAGUAUGAAUGACAAACUGAAGGAAAACAACACUGUCAUGCAUGCCUAUAAGAAUUCCGUAGAUGAGUUACAGAAGGGUGAUGACAAGGAUUUUAACUUUGAAAAUGGAGAUUUAGAGAAAUUGGAAUAAAGGUUUAUUUUUUUUACUUGCGUUGAAAAGAGCAUUUCAUGUUAUCAUAAUAUAAUAAUUAUAAUUACCAAUUUAUUGGACGAACCUUUUGUCAGGGUUUGAUGAAAUAUUUUUUAAAAUUGUAAUUUAUUUCAAAUCCAUGCACAAUAUUUUUUAGUUUGUUUAACGAUAGUGAAGUAAUUGAAUAUGAUGUUUUCAUUAUGUGGUAUUUAGAUAGUUACCAUUGAAAUUUAUCACAGUAAAUCAUUCAAAAAAACAUGCAAAAUAAUCCAAAAAGCAGUCCUUUUGGAGCAUUAUCCAAUGAUAGUUUAUACUAACAUUCGAAAUACUACAUAUCAUUUUUUUUUUUUUUUUUGGCAUAGGCCACUGAACACAAAAUUAUUAUGAGUUAUGAUGGAAUGUUUAUGCAAUAGGAAACAAUUGUAAACUAAUCAAAA